AUGGCUUCUGACUCAAAAAUUGCCCAGCUUAUGGAAAUGGGUUUCUCGCGGGACGAUGCCCUCGGUGCCCUCAAUUCCUCCAACGACAACCUUGAGACGGCCAUUGGGAUCCUUUUCGGGGAACCUGCUUCCAGCGAACGGGCCAUUGUACCUCUAGGCGCUGGCAAUAGUGCCGUGAGUCUCUACCAUGACGAAAAUGUCGACACAGACACCGGAACGGUGACCCACACGGAUGCCCCGCCGCUUCCGCCGCGCCAGACGGAGUUCCAGAUAGACCCGGCAAUCUCCAGCCACCUUUCACAGUACACAGAGCCGCGUAGUGAGUGGAGUAUCUAUGAGGACGAAGCGUAUGACGUGUUGAAUGACGUGAGAAAGUACCAGAAGGAGACGUUUCUUCCGCUGGUGCUCCUUCCAUCCAGCCGCUACUUGGAAGGGUACUUGGCCCCGCUAUUGACAAUCCUCCAGCAGGUGCCCGCGUUCCGCGCCGCCCUCUUCUCGGUGGACUUUGAAACGUACGGCUUUACACCGGACUGGUUCAAAGGAGCAGCUGUGAGGGUACCAGACACCGAAAACCGUUUCACGAUGGAGAUCCAGCGGUGUGUGGCAUUUCUCGAGGGCUCGCGCUGGUUUGCCUCCACUAAAGGUGCCACCAGAGCCUUUCUGCGGCAGCUACUGAUGCUGUUACAGGAUGUGCAGACCCUGGACGAAUUCAUUGACGCGGUAUUGGUUGAGCUAGAGCGAGAGGUGGGGAACAUGGACACAGCAGCGGGGGAGGAGCUUGCUCGGCUCUUCCGUUGCGAAGUCUACGAUGACUCAGAAACGGCCACUACGAGGCAGUUCAAGCUUGACGAUGAUGACAUCAAGCAGAAUCUUUACGAGUCGUUUUUUGCAUUGAUCUGGGGAUACGAACCAGAGCGGAUUGAAACGGUCUACGUUACCCGACUCGGCGAUGUUUUAACGAUUCCGUUGAUCAAGGGCGAACAUUACGCGAACACGGCCCUGGGGAUUCAUCUUGAAGAGCGGUUCUACCCUCAGGUGUUUACCCAGGAGUACCAGGCGUUCAUCUUAGAGUGUGAAGAGGCGCGGGCGACAAGUUUGGAAGCUCGAAAAAAGGUUGCGGAUCAGAUUUCCCGGCUAGAACAGCAUCAGGGAAUCUCCCUGGCGUCGUUCCUUGACUCUGCUGUUAAGUUUCUCGAGACUGAGCAUGAGCAUAAGGCGAUAGACGAGCUCCGCGAGCUCAAAGCAACGACUCAGCUGCGGAUUGCCGAGUUGAGGGAUUCCUCAGCGAGCCUGAACCGCUACGACCGUUUCAGUUACGGCGAGAUUCUCCAGGAUGUCAUGGGCAAUAAUUGCCCCCAGCCUUAUCUCCUCACCGGCGUGAUUGCUUCCUGGGAUCGCUUCUACUACCUCACCAAGCGCAAGGAACCGCCGUACGACCAUCUCUGGGUGGCGGUAGAGUUCAGCCGCCACAGUGGCGCUUCUGAUUUUUCCAUUCAAACGGUGGACUUUGCGACCGUUGCGGAUAGUGCGCGCGAUCCACGUGACGAUGUCACAACAUUGUUCUACGUCAAGAGUGAUGUGUGGGAACUGGAAGAGGCCACAGAGAUCCCGGCUGCGUUGCAAGAGUUUUUGCAGCAGGACUGCGAGACGUUGGAGGAGUCGAUAGCAAAUUUCAACAGUGAUGAUAGCGAGGAGGCAUCCGUGAUCAGUGUGGAGAGUGAGGAGGAAGAUAAACAAGAAUAG
Molecule: messenger RNA, 1743 nt
Organism: Babjeviella inositovora NRRL Y-12698
Lineage: Eukaryota; Fungi; Ascomycota; Pichiomycetes; Serinales
Exons: 2
Coding region: 1-1743 (580 amino acids)
Biological process (GO): protein deubiquitination
Cellular component (GO): cytosol; nucleus
Molecular function (GO): protein binding
Source: RefSeq, a predicted model, not a curated record